Chelonoidis abingdonii (Abingdon island giant tortoise) is the source of this 1998-nucleotide messenger RNA. The record is from RefSeq and is a predicted model, not a curated record. NCBI's taxonomy places the organism in Eukaryota, Metazoa, Chordata, Testudines, Testudinidae.
AUGUCCAGCCCAGGGGAGUUCGUGCAUGAUGAUCAUUGCUUCAAUGGUGGUGACACUGGCUUCAGUGAGGAUGCUGGCAUUAGUGCCACGAUCUUCCCACUUGAUGCAAAGGAUCUUCUGGAGGCAUCAUUGAACCUUCUGGGUUUAAAUCCCCGUAUGCAAACUCAUGCAACUCUUUGUUCAAGUGCAGUAAAGAAACAAGACAAGAAACAUUGGAAAAGGAAUGCUGAUAAGAGCAGUUCAAACUGUGAGACGCUAGAAAAUAAUUUUGAUGACAUCAAGCAUACGACUCUUAGUGAACGUGGGGCACUUCGAGAAGCAAUGAGGUGCUUAAAGUGUGCAGAUGCCCCCUGUCAGAAGAGCUGCCCAACUAAUCUAGACAUCAAGUCAUUUAUCACAAGUAUUGCAAACAAGAACUAUUAUGGAGCUGCCAAAAUGAUUCUUUCUGACAACCCACUGGGUCUGACAUGCGGAAUGGUAUGCCCAACCUCAGAUCUUUGUGUAGGUGGAUGCAAUUUAUUUGUUACAGAGGAGGGACCAAUUAAUAUUGGUGGAUUGCAGCAGUUUGCUACUGAGGUGUUCAAAGCUAUGAAUAUUCCUCAGAUUAGAAGCCCUUCCUUACCUCCCCCAGCAGAGAUACCUGAAGCCUACCAUGCAAAGAUAGCUCUCUUUGGUGCUGGGCCUGCAAGUAUAAGUUGUGCUUCUUUUUUGGCUCGAUUAGGUUACUCAGACAUCACCAUAUUUGAAAAACAGGAAUACACUGGUGGCUUAAGUGCGUCUGAAAUCCCUCAAUUCCGGUUGCCAUAUGAUGUCGUGAAUUUUGAAGCUGAGCUUAUGAAGGACCUUGGAGUGAAGAUAGUUUGUAAUAAAGGUCUUAGCACAGAAGGAAUGACAAUCAACACCUUGAAGGAAGAUGGCUACAAAGCAGUCUUCAUUGGAAUAGGUUUACCAGAGCCAAACAAAGAUGGUAUAUUCCAAGGAUUAAGAAUGGACCAAGGUUUCUACACAUCUAAAGACUUUCUACCACUGGUAGCAAUGGCAAGUAAACCAGGAAUGUGUGCCUGUCACUCUCCAUUGCCAUCGAUACAGGGAACUGUAAUUGUACUUGGAGCAGGAGACACUGCUUUUGAUUGUGCAACAUCUGCUUUACGCUGUGGAGCUCGCCGUGUAUUUGUGGUCUUCAGAAAGGGAUUCACUAAUAUCAGGGCUGUCCCUGAGGAGAUGGAACUUGCAAAAGAAGAAAAGUGUGAAUUUCUGCCUUUCCUCUCACCUCGGAAAGUUGUAGUGAAAGGCGGACGAAUUGUUGCUAUGGAAUUUGUUAGAACUGAGCAAGCUGAAACUGGACACUGGAUUGAAGAUGAGGAUCAGAUAGUCCGUUUGAAAACAGAUGUGGUGAUCAGUGCCUUUGGUUCAGUUUUAGGUGACCCUGAAGUAAAAGAAGCCAUGAAUCCUAUCCAGUUUAAUAGAUGGGGUCUUCCUGAAGUGGAUCCAGAGACCAUGCAAACCAGUGAACCAUGGGUUUUUGCCGGUGGUGACAUUGGAGGUUUAGCUAACACUACAGUGGAAUCAGUGAACGAUGGAAAACAAGCUUCCUGGUAUAUGCACAGAUACAUACAGUCUUUAUACGGUGCUGCAGUUUCUACUGCUCCAGAAUUACCUCUCUUCUAUACUCCUAUUGAUUUGGUAGACAUCAGUGUAGAAGUGGCUAGACUGAAGUUUCCAAAUCCCUUUGGUCUUGCCAGUGCAACUCCAACUACUAGUUCCCCAAUGAUUCGAAGAGCAUUUGAAGCGGGAUGGGGAUUUGCUCUGACCAAAACAUUCUCCCUCGAUAAGGACAUUGUAACCAAUGUUUCUCCAAGAAUUAUACGUGGAAUUACAUCAGGCCCCAUAUAUGGCCCAGGUCAAGGCUCUUUCCUAAAUAUUGAGCUUAUCAGCGAGAAAACUGCAGAAUAUUGGUGUAAAAGUGUCACUGAACUGAAGGCUGACUUUCCCAACCAA